Molecule: messenger RNA, 240 nt
Organism: Colletotrichum lupini
Lineage: Eukaryota; Fungi; Ascomycota; Sordariomycetes; Glomerellales; Glomerellaceae
Exons: 1
Coding region: 1-240 (79 amino acids)
Source: RefSeq, a predicted model, not a curated record
AUGGGCAAUUUUGACGCCUUUGCCUGGAAUCAGCUGAUCAGUCCAAGGCCGUUCUUGGCAAUUACUGGCACCAAAGCUGCUUCGAAGUGGUAUAGCGGGGAUACUGUUGCCAAGGCCAAGGAGCCGAAGGAGCCGCUCGUUGUUGAUGGACUUACCCAUGCCGACUUGUAUGACAAUGUGGAGGUUGCCGGCCCUAAGCUCAAUGAGUUCUUCGGCAAGUAUCUUGUCCAAGGUAGAUGA